Molecule: messenger RNA, 500 nt
Organism: Zychaea mexicana
Lineage: Eukaryota; Fungi; Mucoromycota; Mucoromycetes; Mucorales; Lichtheimiaceae
Exons: 1
Coding region: 40-417 (125 amino acids)
Source: RefSeq, a predicted model, not a curated record
ACCCAUUGUACCACAAGUGCCGACCAAAAGCGAGUGAUCAUGAAAAGAAAAGCCGAUUCCAAGGUCGACAAUAACAAUCCUAAGCGCAAGCACCGAAUCAACAACUGGAGCAACGUAUCGUCGCAAGUGGGCAGCUUGCAUUGUGCAUACCACAAAUCACUCAACGUUUCUCUGGAAUCUGUCGUAAACAACGUUCAGCAUUAUAACCAGGGCCGCUACCGAUCUGCGAUCGACAGCACAACACUCGAUCUUAAAAAGCUGGCAAACAAGCGUGUAGCCCUCCUAGACAUUCGCGCUGCUGCCUUGGGCAAGGAAGCGCAAUUCGAACUUGGAUUGCGCGUUGCCGAAACGAUAAUACAAUCAGCACCUUCGUUACCUACCGGGUACCUGCGCGCCGGUGAAUUACAUUCCACGUGAGGCCAUCAACAGGCUGCAAUCAAGAUCUACGAGCAAGGAUUUGCAGCUAUCAAGGAUGAUGAGCAGCGAAGUUUACUGCAAGU